GAUUAGUCUUCAGAAUCGAAAGGUUUUAAUAAAUAAUACGAUAUCGUACAACCGAUAGAGAUAAAAUUGAGUUUUCCAUUCCAAUAUGUUCAAGCCUUCGAGGACCAGCGGGUGGCGGCCCCGUAGCAAGAUCGACUUAAACUCAAGCCAGCGGAGGAUCGCCGGCUUCCAAGGUUGCUUGUCUUCAAGACCACCGUGGCUCUUCCGAAUCUUCCUCAUUUAUUAAUUAAAUCUUUAAUUCGAAACCUUCAGCAGACACUUCGUCAUCCCGCCAGAUCGGCGGCGUGUCCUACCCAUCAUGACAAUCCAGGGACGAAGCAUUCUUUCCGGCGCCCUGAUCGCCUCGUGCCUGUCUCAAAUUUCGGCUGCGGGGAGAGCUGAUGGCUAUACACACGGGCAGCCGAUGCCAGUGACCUGUUUGAAUCGGACAAUUGACUCCGGCGAACAUAUAACGGACGACCUGGGGAAACUCCAAUUUAUCCCCUUCCCUACAUGCAAAGAGACCUCCGCACCACUCGCCUUCCGCUACGGCGCCUCCGAAUCGGUCAAUUGCACCAUCGACUCCCUCCCCGAUGAGCUCUACCACCUCCUCGAGUAUUACGUCCACUCCGAUGUCCCCAUGACAUGCCGUGUGCCGACGGCACCCCUAUCCCCAACGGGCUUUGGCUCCACCCCCGACACGAAGGCCGAAGACGAGAAGAAGCAGCAACAGGAAUCGGAGGGGGAAGGAGGGAGCGAUAAAAACGAGAUUAAGAGCACCAUUUCCGUACUGGAUGAUGAGGGCCCGGCGUACACGCCUAUUACGUUUGCGAUCCAGGGGACUCUGCAGAGGAGCCACUUGCAUAUUUGGACGGAUAUGAAUGUGAUUGCGCACAAUAUCCCGCAGUUGCCUGAGAAGAAGAAGGCGAAGAAGGGCACGACGAAGCAGGGGUAUAUCGUUGCCGGCACGGCGUAUUCGGUUCCGGAGUUUGAGUACUCGCUUCUACACGGGAAGGGGAAGAAGGACGAUGGGGAGACAACAGACGAGGAGAAGGAGGCUUCUGCUGUUGCCGAGGCGGCGCGCGAGCCCUGGACUGCUGGGCAUGGCACGAAGGUUAUUCGUGGAGAGCCGUUGACUUUUACCUUCCAUGUUAGUUGGAUUGAAGGUGGGAGGGGAAUUGGGUGGCCUGGGCGCGAUAAUUCCGCUUCAUCCUCUGUAUUUGCGUGGUUAUUCUCAAAGAUGUUCUUCUUCGGAAUCGCUGCCUCGGUUGGUGCGUUGGCUGCGCUUUAUUGGGAACGAAAUGGGAAUGGGGUGAGACGGCGUGCCUGGAAGGGAGAUGGGAUUCUGGGUGUGCCGAGUAUUGGGAAGGGUGCUGUUGGGGUUUCGUUUGGGAACGGAGGGAAGGCAAAUGGGUAUGGAGGAUAUUCGGCUGGUAGCUUGGGAGGUGGAUAUGGGGGAUUCCCUACUGGGAAAAGAGAUUAAUGCACUCCGGCAGCUUUGUUAUAUCUUUGUUGUAUUAUGCGGAGAAAUAUGUGGAUUGGAUAUAGACUGUUUGGUGGUCACUUUGUAUCUAACCAGUAGCAAAAGAACGGUUUUAUCUAGCGUACAA
Messenger RNA from Aspergillus versicolor CBS 583.65, 1589 nucleotides. RefSeq lists its product as uncharacterized. The record is from RefSeq and is a predicted model, not a curated record. The transcript has 3 exons. Lineage: Eukaryota; Fungi; Ascomycota; Eurotiomycetes; Eurotiales; Aspergillaceae. Bases 299 to 1462 code for a protein of 387 amino acids.